Molecule: messenger RNA, 2554 nt
Organism: Schistocerca piceifrons (Central American locust)
Lineage: Eukaryota; Metazoa; Arthropoda; Insecta; Orthoptera; Acrididae
Product: spondin-2-like
Exons: 6
Coding region: 38-1369 (443 amino acids)
Biological process (GO): cell adhesion
Cellular component (GO): extracellular matrix
Source: RefSeq, a predicted model, not a curated record
GUGUGGUGCGUAGGCGGGAGCCGAGAGGGAGUCAGGCAUGUCCACUACCGCUGCGGCGCGCGCGUGCGGCGCCCGGUCGCUCAUGUCGCUGAUGCUACUGCUGCUGCUGGGCCUGGCCGCCUCGCUGCCGGGGGCGGUGCCCGCAGGUGGGGGCGGCGGAGGCGGCACGCCGGCCAGCCAGCACCUGCUGGUCUACCGACUCGUGCUGCACACCUUCUGGGACAGGGCGCGCUUCCCCAAGCACUUCCCGGACUGGAGGCCGCCCGCACAGUUCUCUGCACUCAUAGGUCGGUCGCACAGCGGGCAGGCGGCGCCGCUGUUCCGCGUGGGCGCCGUGGCGUCGCCGGGGCUGCGCGUGCUGGCGGAGACGGGCCGCGCAGACUUGCUGGACGCGGCGCUGGGGCAGCCGGCGGCCGGCGUCCUCGACCAGUUCACCGCACCACCCGUGCGCGCCGGCGUCGGCCGCACCGAGACGCACUUCUUCGUCGACACCAACCACUCCAAGGUGUCCGCCGUAAGUCGCAUCACGCCGUCUCCUGACUGGUUCAUCGGCAUAGACAGCGUCGACCUGCUGGUGGCCGGUUCCUGGCUGGACUCCAUCACUCUUGAGGCGGACCCGCUGGACGCGGGCACGGACAACGGCUUCACGUUCACAGCGCCCAACUGGCGCACCGAGCCGCCGGGCCCCGUCUACCGCAUCACCAGCCGCGCGCCCGCACACCCGGCCGGCUCCUUCUACUACCCACAGCUGGACGAGCUGCCGCCCAUCGCCACCUUCCAGAUCAUCAAGGUGCGGGAGUACCGUCUGGGGGCGGUGUUCGAGCACGCGGCCGACGACCUGCGCUACGAGCUGGUGGUGCCGCAGCCCGCUGCCACGCCGCCCCCGCCGCCCACCAACAACGACGACCUGCAGAACGAGAUCGAGCAGGAGCGUCGCGAGCAGGCGCCGGCGCCCGCCCCCGCGUCCACGCCGCCCCCGGCGCCGGCCUCCUCGCCGCCCACCAGCACGGCUGCGGCGACCAGCACCACCAGCGUCGCACCGCCGGCCCCACUGCCCCUCGUCAUCAAGCGCGGGGACAAGAAGGCGCUGCGCAAGCACAUCAUGCGCUACAACAAGAAGGCUGCCCGCAGGAAACUCAGGUCGGGCAUCCGCGACUGCCGAGUCGGCGACUGGUCGGCGUGGGGUCCGUGCAGCCAGUCGUGUGGCAUCGGCGAGAUGCAGCGGCGGCGGAAGGUGGUGCGCGAGGUGGGCCGGCGCGGCGGCAGGCCGUGUCCGCCUCUGGUGGAGACGCGCUGGUGCGGCAGCGCGCGCACCUGCGGCGCCGAGACGCGCGGCGGUUACUUCCACUGGGGCGCCGGCGCGCCCUAGCCGGGGGCCGCCGUCUGCUCCACAACCUCCCCGCCACCACGCACCUUCUGUAACACUUUGUGACUCCAUUUCAUUUGAGGAACCCUGCCUUCGACUCAUUCUUCACCAGACGUACCGCGCGCUACUGGGCACGCGUACUGUGUACGUGUUGACAGCGUAGCGUGUUACUUCGUUUGUGGUGUCGAUCCGAGACAGCGAGCUGGAGGGAUCGUUUCCAGAGCUACUGGAGAGCACCAGCUCGAGAACAAUUCUAGUGGCAUCAUUUGCGAGAACUGUAACAGUGUACCGAGUUUUUCAACAAGUCGGUGAAGUGCAGCACAGCGAAAAUUUCCAGGAACUCUUGUUAAGUACGUCCAAAAUCACAGGGUUACUACAAAAGCUUCUCCUUAAUUUAACACUAUACUCCAUAAACUAGAAACCAUGCGGAGAUUACUGACAACUGGUGGAUACUGCACAAGUUUUACCCACCGCGAUAUAAAUGCAGUAUGCAUCCUCAUCUCGUCAGCGAACACAUUCCUUUCUAGUAUUUGUACGUGGCGGAUGUAGGUUUCAGUAAGUUCCAUUCAGCGAUCUUCAAGAUUCAGCGUGGUUGCGGAGCUAAAUACUUCUCUUGCUCCAUCUCCUCCUACACUCCGCUAAUAUUUCUACACACGCGGUACUUCCAACGUUCUUCAUAACCUUUUUAAAUGUUCGAACCUUUCCUAGUCCUAUGGAUUUCGCCUCUAGCGCUGCAUACUUUUACAAGUUACGUAGUCCUGAAUGGCUUGGCAAGUGUUCAACCAAUAAGUUCUUUCUUUCCCUUAGUAUAUUCCAUCUACUUCUUUACUUAUCUAUUCUUCCGAUUACUUCUCUACCUCUACCGCGUCUGCAUCUCUAAUAUGCAUCACAUGGACAAAAAUUUCUAUACCAGUAAGUCUUAAAAGACAAAUUGUUAUCCAGACAGCAGCAACCCAUCUGCUGACGCCACUACCUCUAUUAUGCUUUGAGGUAAACUGAAACCACGAAUACUGAACUUUGAGAACGUCUCCCCUCUUAUCACGGAUGACAUUAGCGAAUGGACGAUUUAACUUCGGAUUCGCAACAUCCCGAAUGUCGGUAAGUCGUUUGUAGUAACUCUGUUCAAAUGACGAUAUUCACAUAUUUAACCGAAACCUUGUGCGGUCUUUCAACGUCACUGUAUUUUGA